Nerophis lumbriciformis (worm pipefish) is the source of this 4900-nucleotide messenger RNA. It is a transcript of the gene arhgap24, whose product is annotated as Rho GTPase activating protein 24. Gene Ontology annotation, biological process: negative regulation of ruffle assembly; signal transduction; negative regulation of Rac protein signal transduction. The record is from RefSeq and is a predicted model, not a curated record. Gene Ontology annotation, molecular function: GTPase activator activity. Lineage: Eukaryota; Metazoa; Chordata; Actinopteri; Syngnathiformes; Syngnathidae. Gene Ontology annotation, cellular component: focal adhesion.
GACAAGCGGUAGGAAAUGGACGGAUGGAUAAUUGAGUGAAAAGUUUAUAAAACUUUUUUUUUUUUUAUGACGACAGUUUAAUAGACGCCGAUUAUAACUCACCACUGUAUGAAAGCCAGGGGAAGAACUAAGUUGUCUACACAUUUAAGUGAGUCCAGCAGUCAGUGCAGCAGCAGCAGCAGAGACAGGGAACAACGUCAUCGUCUCCUCCUCCUCCUCCUCCUCUUCUUCUUCUUGUUGACCAAACCUAACAUCCCGGGCUGGAUUUAUUUGGGAAUCACCACAACUGGAGAGCAGCACCUGGUUGAUUGAUCUCAAGGGUCUGAGUUUCCAUGAUGGACGACCACUCCCAUGGCAGUCCCCAACACGGUGGAGGCCAGGCCGGCAUGGAACCUCCGCAGCAAGGCAGGCAGGGAGUCAUCAGGUGCGGGUGGCUCAGGAAGCAAGGAGGCUUUGUAAAAACCUGGCACAAUCGCUGGUUUGUCCUGCGAGGGGACCAACUCUUCUACUACAAGGAUGAGGAGGAGAGCAAAGCUUUGGGAGCCAUUUUCCUACCUGGCAACAAAGUAACAGAACAUCCAAGCAGUGGCGAUGAAGCGGGAAAAUAUCUCUUUGAGGUCAUUCCAGGGGGAGACAGAGAGCGGAUGACAACCAACCAUGAGACCUACCUCCUUAUGGCCAGCACCCAGAAUGACAUGGAGGAUUGGGUGAAGACCAUCCGCAGGGUCAUAUGGGCUCCUUUUGGUGGAGGGAUCUUUGGUCAGAAGUUGGAGGAGACGGUGCGAUAUGAGCGUCGCUUCGGGAACAAGCUGGCCCCCAUGCUGGUGGAGCAGUGCGUGGACUUCAUCCGCCAGAGGGGCCUACAUGAGGAGGGUCUUUUCAGACUACCUGGACAGGCCAACCUGGUCAAAGAGCUGCAGGAGGCCUUUGACUGUGGAGAGAAACCCUUGUUUGACUGCAACACAGAUGUGCACACAGUAGCGUCGCUGCUAAAGCUCUACCUCCGAGAGCUCCCCGAGCCUGUCAUUCCCUUCCACAAGUACGAAGACUUCCUGUCCUGCACCAAGCUUCUUGGGAAGGACGACGACACGGGUAUGAAGGAGCUGAGAAAACUUGUCCAAGGUCUACCUCCAGUCAACUACAAUCUUCUCAAGUACAUCUGCAGAUUUCUAGAUGAAGUCCAGUCAUAUUCCGGGGUGAACAAAAUGAGCGUGCAGAACUUGGCAACGGUGUUUGGUCCAAACAUCCUGAGGCCAAAGGUGGAGGAUCCGGUUGCCAUCAUGGAAGGAACUGUUCUGGUGCAGCAGCUCAUGGCGCUUUUGAUCGGCCGGUACGAUACGCUGUUCCCUCGGGAUGAGAACAACCCGGCGGGAAUUGAGCCUGCCAACAACAACAACAUGGAGUUGCCGAGGCGACAAGCGGCCGCUGUGGGUACAGUGGCUCAGAACACUGAGAACAACAACGUGCAGGCGGUGCGUCAGUGCGUUUGGGAGGCGCCGGAGUCUCCGACCUGCCAGCAUCAAGACAACGGUGGCUCGCCACGUUCCGCCAGCCCUCGUAACGUUCCGGGACGCUUCGAAAUCACCCGCAGUCCGCCGCUGACUGUUAAAAAGAACCCUGCGUUUAGCAAAGGCAGUGGGAUCGUUACGAACGGUUCCUUUAGCUCCUCAUCGGAUCCAAACCAAGAAAAGUGUCAGACUCUGAUUAGCGGAGGGAGCUUACCGGGGCGCCGAAACGGGACGCUGAAGGGCUCGGGUACAAAAAUGGGAACCAGCGGCGUUACAAGCGUAGGGAACGCGAAUGGAGUUCUUCGCAUGGGGCCUUCUGCGCCGGACGGAGUUCUGAACGGUCGCUGCGGCCUUUGGGUACCAAACGGAUGCGUCACGUUGCGGGAGAACACCAAAGCACGCGACUACCCCAACGGGGAUCAAACCUCCAAUCAGAACCGUCUGUCCACAUACGACAACGUCCACUUAAACCAGCAGAACAUGCACAACCACGCCCCGCCCACUUGCCUCAACAGCAGCAGCGAGGACAAGCAGAGCGUGGACAGCGCCACCUGGUCCACCUCCUCCUGCGAGAUCUCCCUGCCGGACAACUCCACGUCCUGCCGCUCCUCAACCACCACCUGCCCCGAGCAGGACUUCUACAGCUGCCACUACGAGGAACUGGACGGACCCGCGCAGGACGUGGAAUCAGGCGGCAGGGCGGAUGACGAGGGGCGGGACAGCGGCAACAGGGACGGGGGCGGCGACGGGGCGGCGAGGAGCUGCAGCGAGCACAGUACCAAGUUCAGCGGAGGGGCAGGGGGUCACAGCGCACUGCACAGCCUGGUGGCCAGUCUCAAACUGGAGAUGCACAAGCAGAAGUCAGAGUACGAGGCCAGGAUCAAGAGCUUGGAGCAGCGCAACCUGGAGCUGGAGUCGGAGAUGGUGAGCCUCCACGAGGAGCUGGACCAGGAGAGAAAGAAGUACACUAUGGCCGAGAUCAAGCUGCGCAACGCCGAGCGCGCCAAGAACGACGCCGAGCGGCGGAAUCACAUGUUACAGAAGGAGAUGGAGCAGUUUUUCUCCACGUUUAGCGACCUCACCGCCACGGGGAACGUUGCCGCCGCCGCUGCCGCCGCCGCUGCCACCACAGAGCCCCGCCGGCCGGAUCGCAGCAACCCCAUCUGGAUACAGUGAAGGUGCGCUCCGAUUGUUACGGGGAAUCUAAACUUCCGCUAGCAGUACUAGUUAGACAAACAAGAACAGGAAAACAGUUACUUUCUAAUAUAACUGUUGGGCAACUUUUACAUCUCAGAACUAAGGCCCGCAAGCGUCUUCAAUUUGGCCCGCAAAACAUCUUGAGUAAGGAAUCUGGCCUGCGGGGUGUUUUCCAAUUAAUUUGAAAUAUCUGACAAAGCUAUUGCUGCAACUUUGCCGCCGGUUUUGUGGACAAGGUGGAAAAUUCAGGUCAAUGACCAUGAAUUGUGCAUUGUCACGAAUUCAGCACAGCAUUUACUUGUAAGACCCAAUCCAGAAAACCUUCCCUGAUCAUGCCGCGAAAAAAAAAUGCAACCAAUACAAACAGUCAACACACAUAUAACACAGCGUGCUCUCUCAACUUUGUGAAUGUUGUACAAAACGUACACGCGCCAUGCAAAAAAAUUCUAAAUCACACCCAUUUAAGUCUAUUACAAUGCAUGAUGGGGAAAAAUGCAAAAUACUCUCUUCACACUUAUCCAUGUUUGACGCCUUUUAGCUGCUUGAUAUUUCUGAUUGAUUAAAACACUUUAAGGAGGUCGUCAGGGAAGUAAACAAGGUAGGAUUCAAACUUUCACAUACUCUUAAUAUUCAUUUAUAUUAGUUAUCUAUCAUUAUAUUGUAUAAUGUGUAGAUAUAUGUACACACACAUAUAUAUGUAUAUAUAGGCUAUGUAUGUAUAUACAUGUGUAUAGUUAUUUAUAGUAUACACCAUAUUUUUCGGACUAUAAGUCGCAGUUUUUUUCAUAGUUUGGCCGGGGGUGCGACUUAUACUCAGGAGCGACUUAUGUGUGAAAUUAUUAACACAUCACCGUAAAAUAUCAAAUAAUAUUAUUUAGCUCAUUCACGUAAGAGACUAGACGUAUAAGAUUUCAUGGGAUUUAGCGAUUAGGAGUGACAGAUAGUUUGGUAAACGUGUAGCAUGUUCUAUAUGUUAUAGUUAUUUGAAUGACUCUUACCAUAAUAUGUUACAUUAACAUACCAGGCACGUUCUCAGUUGGUUAUUUAUGCCUCAUAUAACGUACACUUAUUCAGCCUGUUGUUCACUAUUCUUUAUUUAUUUUAAAUUGCCUUUCAAAUGUCUAUUAUUGGUGUUGGGUUUUAUCAAAUAAAUUUCCCCCAAAAAAUGCGACUUAUACUCCAAUGCGACUUAUAUAUGUUUUUUUCCCUUCUUUAUUAUGCAUUUUCGGCCGGUGCGACUUAUACUCCGAAAAAUACGGUAGUUAUUUUACAUGCAGUCGGCUUUCGCCACUCGACCAAAACCUUUUUUAGCCCAAUGCCGUCCCCUAAUAAUAAAGUUUGGACACACUUGUUCUAAACAAAACAAAGGCAGCAUGAAAAAAGUUACACAAGUAAGUAACAACCCAGCAGGCACAAAACAUUGGUACAAUGUUGAUUAUACAUACAUGUCCUUUAAAACUGACUUUGAAACAACAUUGCAAAAUAGUUCAUUGUUGGUUGGGAAACGACCACAUUGCAACGGUCAAAUCAACAUCACAACCUGACGUUGAAUAAAUGUUGUCAAAAAGUAUGUGGUUUCAACGUUGUAUUUGUGUUGUAAAAUAUUGGUUGAAAAAUGGCCAAAAUUCAAUGUCAAAUCAACGUCAGGAACCCAACAUUGAUCAAACGGCUCCCCUCCACCGGUGUCCUUUAAAACUGACUUCGAAACAAUGUUGCAAAAUAGUUGUAUUUGAAAAUUUAGACAACGUUGAUGUCUAACGUUGGAUCCACGUUGUUGGUUGGGAAAUGACCAAUAAAAAAAGCAUGUUGUUUCAACGUUUUAUGUGUGUUGUAAAAUAUUGGUUGGGAAAUGACUAAAUUUCAAUGGUAGAAACAACGUCAGAACCCAACAUUGAUUAAACGUUGUCAAAAAGCAUGUUGUUCCAACGUUAUGUUUGAGUGGCUGAACGUCAGGACUAGGGAUGUCCGAUAAUGGCUUUUUGCCGAUAUCCGAUAUUCCGAUAUUGUCCAACUCUUUAAUUACCGAUACCGAUAUCAACCGAUAUAUACAGUCGUGGUAUUAACACAUUAUUAUGCCUAAUUUGGACAACCAGGUAUGGUGAAGAUUAGGUACUUUUACAAAAAAAAAAAAAUAAUAAAAUAAGAUAAAUAAAUUAAAAACAUUUUCUUGAAUAAAAAAGAAAGUAAAACAAUAU